Molecule: messenger RNA, 573 nt
Organism: Chilo suppressalis (striped riceborer)
Lineage: Eukaryota; Metazoa; Arthropoda; Insecta; Lepidoptera; Crambidae
Source: the annotation of a GenBank genome assembly
AUGAUGGCUACAACUCAAUUUGAAGUACUUAAUUGGAAAAUGUCCCAUUUGGCGCUAAGACCAUCUGAAGAACAUUAUGACCCAAAAGAGGAGGAGAUAAUAAUUAAGGAUAGACUUAAUAAAUGUUUGAGGCAUUAUGAUGUAAUUUUAAGGUACUGUAAAGAAGUACAGGAAACUACAGGCUUAUCAUUAUUUGCGCAGUAUAGCACUGGGGCGAUCACAAUUUGUAUAUCAUUAAGCUCAUUUUUAAUUCCUAUGACACACGAGGAUUUUGUGAUUCUGGUAUGUUACAUUGCAGGUAUGACGGUAGAGAUAUUUUAUCCAGCUUACUUGGGAGCUGAACUUACAGAAAAGAGUGAAAAUUUAAUAUUUUCUGUGUACUGUGGCGACUGGAUCUCCAGACCAGAAAGCUACAAGAGGAGUCUUCGUUUGAUGCUGGAACGCGCCAACAAACCUGUCGUCAUUACCUGCCUCAAAAUGUUCGAAUUAUCCUUGAUCACAUUCACAUCGGUAAUGAAAUCAGCCUAUUCAUUUUUCACCCUUCUGAAGUGUCUUUUGGAAAGACAGCAGUAA